Molecule: messenger RNA, 2515 nt
Organism: Sinocyclocheilus grahami
Lineage: Eukaryota; Metazoa; Chordata; Actinopteri; Cypriniformes; Cyprinidae
Product: 2-oxoisovalerate dehydrogenase subunit alpha, mitochondrial-like
Exons: 8
Coding region: 104-1444 (446 amino acids)
Biological process (GO): branched-chain amino acid catabolic process
Cellular component (GO): oxoglutarate dehydrogenase complex
Molecular function (GO): oxidoreductase activity, acting on the aldehyde or oxo group of donors, disulfide as acceptor
Source: RefSeq, a predicted model, not a curated record
UGUGUUGUGCGACGUUGUCCAGCAGGGGGCGCACUGUACGGGGUUUUCACAGGCUGUCAUUGAGGCGAUAACAACAGACGCAAGACACGCACUUGACGUAAAGAUGGCGGCUGCUAGAGGUGUCAAGAAAUUAUACGGGAUUGGGUUUCACGCAAUCCGUCAAAAUACUACAUUAAAAGCAACUGCGUUUCUCCAGCAAAGAGCGUUCCACGUAAAUGGAGCUCUUCGCCAGGAGCCGUUUGAUUCUUCAGCAGAGAAGCCACAGUUUCCGGGGGCCUCGGCGGAGUUUAUUGAUCACCUGGAAUUUAUCCAGCCCAAUGUGAUCUCAGGAAUCCCUGUGUAUAGGGUGAUGGACAGACAGGGCCAGAUCAUCAAUCCGUCUGAAGAUCCUAAGCUUUCAAAAGAGACAGUUUUGAAUUUCUAUCAGAAGAUGACAUUACUCAACACAAUGGAUCGUAUUCUUUAUGAGUCUCAGAGGCAGGGCCGUAUCUCUUUCUACAUGACCAAUUAUGGUGAGGAGGGCACACACAUUGGAAGCGCUGCGGCUCUUGAACCUACUGAUUUGGUCUUCGGGCAAUACAGAGAAGCUGGUGUAUUGAUGUACAGAGGCUUCCCUCUGGAUCUGUUUAUGGCACAGUGCUAUGCCAACGCUGAUGACCUUGGCAAGGGCAGACAAAUGCCAGUUCACUACGGCAGCAAAGACCUCAAUUUUGUAACCAUCUCCUCACCACUUGCCACUCAGAUCCCCCAAGCGGCUGGGGCGGCGUACGCAGUGAAGAGGGAGAACGCAAACCGUGUGGUGAUCUGUUACUUUGGAGAGGGGGCCGCCAGUGAGGGAGACGCACAUGCUGGAUUUAAUUUUUCCGCCACACUUGAGUGUCCUCUCAUAUUCUUCUGCCGCAACAAUGGUUAUGCUAUUUCCACACCGACCAAUGAGCAGUACAGAGGAGAUGGUAUUGCUGCUCGAGGUCCAGGAUAUGGACUGAUGUCGAUACGUGUAGAUGGAAACGAUGUUUUUGCAGUGUACAAUGCCACGAAGGAGGCACGACGUAGAGCGGUGGCUGAAAACCAGCCCUUCCUCAUUGAAGCCAUGACCUACAGGAUCGGUCAUCACAGCACCAGUGACGACAGCUCUGCGUACCGCUCAGUCGACGAAGUGAACUACUGGGACAAGCAGGACCACCCCAUCUCUCGCCUGCGACACUACAUGACCGCCCGAGACUGGUGGGGCGAGGACGAGGAGAAGGCCUGGAGGAAGCAGUCCCGAAAACUCGUCAUGGAGGCCUUCGAAAAAGCCGAGAGACGUCUGAAACCCAAUCCCGAGCUGCUGUUCACUGACGUCUACGAUGAGAUGAUUCCUCUUAUAGCCAAGCAGAGAGAUGCCAUGUGGCGGCAUGUCCAGCAGUAUAAAGAGCAUUACCCACUUGAUCUCUAUGAGAAAUAAUCUAUGAGCCAUGAGUGGACACAACUGGGAAACAUCUUGAACGUGUCAGUUUGUUUGAAUGUUUUUUUUUUUUCUUUCUAUGCUUUUGUUGCAUUAAAAAGCACAAAUAGUGAAAGAUGUAUUGUUAUUCUCAAUAUUUGCCACUAGAGGCCUCUGCACUGUCAUUUUGUGCCUUGGAAAAUGAUGUAAAAGGAAUGUUAGAAAUCAGUUGUACUGGCCUAAUGUAGCACAUGUUCUAACAGCCCAUAAAUACAGUAUCAGUACAUUGGCAUAAUGUUAUCAAUCCAGUCACUAGGGUUUCUUCAUUUAAAGCAUGAAAAUAUUGAGUGAUUCCCAUGAUUUUUCUUAUCUCUAUGAAGAACAUCAAGUGUUCUUCAUUCAGUAUCUUUAGAAUAUGGGUGUUCAAAUCACUGUAAAUGUUCAGCAUUGAUUUCUUAUUUCUCCACAAACAACACUAAUAUUUAUUGAUGGUGAUGUUAGUGUGACACAUGCUUUGUGAAACGGUCAUUUGUGUGUAUUAUUACCCUCAGACUUUCCACUCCAAUCUGAGCUAUUAAUAAGUAAAUAUACAACAUACUGUUACUGUAAUGAUGUGGUUUGUUUUCUGUUUUUUAAUAAUGAACUGAACAAACUUACUGUGUGAGACUGACUCAACUGUUACAUGACAUGAUUGUUGUGUUUGAGAUUUAUUCUGAUUAGCUUUAGAGGUUUGUAAAUUGUGUUUUAAACAAUAAAAAUGCUCACAAUAUGUAAUCACUGAUAUAGUGAAGUACUUACUGAAUGUAUUCUAUAUAAAAAUUGCUUACUGUACGUAGCCUAUAAGAAAAUGUUGUAUAGUCUUGAAGCCUGUUUUAUGGAGAGCACGGUGGAUUUAAGUACGUAAUAACUGCUGGUGAUUGAAGCGUUAUGCAGUCUAAUAAUAUUCAGUGUGUUGUGAAGAGUUCAUUAUGAAUGAGGGCUGAACAAACUGGUAACUUUAGUGCAGAGGAAUGAUUGGAGUGCAUAGUAAUCUGGAGGUCAGUGAAAAAGGGAUUUUUUUUUCUGAAGACUUCUUACUCUUUGUAAGAAUUA